AUGGUGUGUCGGCGGGAGAUGCAGCGACCACUGAAUGGAGGUCGGAUCUCCUUGGGUGGAUCUGACAGGCGAUGGCGUAAUGAAGAACAGAUCAAUCCCAGACAAUGGCUAGUAGCAACUCAUUCUUCAGUAUUCCAAGAAUGUGAUGAAGCUGCUGCUGAUUAUACUCUGCCAAGAACAAUUCCUGGAACGUCGUCGUUCUCCAUCCAUUCGAAGUCAAUAGUGGACUUUGUCUUACGAUUCAGAAUGUUGUGUUCCACUUUGAUAGAGUAA
Molecule: messenger RNA, 273 nt
Organism: Linum trigynum
Lineage: Eukaryota; Viridiplantae; Streptophyta; Magnoliopsida; Malpighiales; Linaceae
Source: the annotation of a GenBank genome assembly